Molecule: messenger RNA, 2070 nt
Organism: Cucurbita moschata (crookneck pumpkin)
Lineage: Eukaryota; Viridiplantae; Streptophyta; Magnoliopsida; Cucurbitales; Cucurbitaceae
Product: protein LAZY 1-like
Exons: 7
Coding region: 733-1773 (346 amino acids)
Biological process (GO): gravitropism; regulation of auxin polar transport
Source: RefSeq, a predicted model, not a curated record
AGUUCAUUAAACAGAACAGAUCCAUUGAUUUUUUAAUUAACUCGUUUCUUCCAUGUUGUAAUUAAGAAAAAGGUUACGUCUUUUAAUCUCAAAAUCAAAACCCAACAAAAUUCUAUUACUUAAUUUCCUUUUAGAACAUUGAUGGGUCGUUUUAAAAAUUAACUUUACUGUGUUCAUCAAUGUGGAAAUAUUUGUUUGUUUGCCUUUCUCCACCUUCUUUGGGUUAAGUAACUUAAUUUAGACACUAAUCUGGAUUUUCAUUGGCCUAUUAAACAAAUUCUUUAUUAGUUCUAUAGUUUAAGAGAGAGAGAGAUUGGAAGGGUGUUGUUUGGCACAUGGGUUUUGCUGAAAGACGAGAAUAAUGCGAAGAGCGGCGUUAGUAUUUGACUCCAAUAUUUUCCGGGAAAAAGAAAAAUUUCCCGGGAAAAUUUCCCAGAAUCUUCUCUGAUCAGCGAAGAACGAUGUAGGGUUUGCUUCGAAUUUUCCCUUCAUUCAAUUAUGUCCAUGGAGGAUAGCUACACAUUCAACACUGUGUCUGUGCAACCUAAACUCGACACGUAUGCAAACUCAUCACGCUAUAAACUUCGACUUGGAGUUCUUCAAGAUCAUUCUAGGAAUCCACUGAAUUCCAACUCAUUAACAGUUCCUCAAAUAUCUAUACCUACUUUUAGUCCUCUAUUUAUGUCUCCUAUGAUGAGCUGAGUAUCAAGCCCUUGAAGAGAGCACAAAAAGAUGAAGUUAUUAGGAUGGAUGCACAACAAGUUUUGGCAAAGUGGAAUCGAGUCUGUCAAGGAUUUCACUAUUGCGAACCCAUGCAUGUGCCUAUCAGUACAAGCACUUGUUAAUGAUGAAGACAUCUAUCUGAAGCCAGAUUUUGGUUCCAAAAUCAUGCAGCUUCACAGUCAGGACUAUGAACAAUCAUCUUUUGAAGAAAAAAGUGAAAACUUAUCUAAUUCAUCUGAUUUCUUCCAUGAGUUCCUCACUAUCGGAACUCUCGGUUCCGAACCCGCAACGCCAACAUUUUCCUUGGCUUUUGAAAACAUGAUAGCGUUGCCAGACGAGGUGACAGAGGAUGAACUAAAACUGAUAAAUUUUGAGCUAGAAAAGUGUCUUAAAGCUGAAACUAAAGAAGACUGUUGCGAGCAAUCGCCCGGGCGGGCAAGUCAUGCUAGUAUUAUCACGCUUGCAUGUAAGCAUACAGAAGAUGAUGGGAAGACACUAACAUGUCCACUUCAGGGGUAUCUAUUUGGAUCUACAAUAGAGCUUUCAGACAAGAUGAUAGCCAUGAGUAAAGAAGAACCUUCAUCUGCAGCACGUGAGAGUUCCAAAGUGGAUAUUGAUAAAAAGGAGGUAUUGAUUAAGCAUUCAAACAAAUCUGCACUAAGCUUUGUGAAGAAGAUGCUGAAGAAACUGCGUACUUCCACAUAUGAGUCAAGUGAUUCAUAUUCAACCAAGAAGAAACUCCAAAAGGUGCUACGUACAUUUCAUAGAAAAACACACCCCGAAAGCUCUACUGCUAGGAACGAAUGUCAAAAGUCCCACAAGUACGUGUUUGAGAAUGCUUCUUUUGAUUAUGAUAUCGAUAAUGGACGUGCGAUGAACGGAGAGGAAGACCGAAUAACGUCUUCUCAGGAGUUCAUCUCAAAAGAGGAAAUGCAUUAUUGGAAGACCAACUUAGGCUUGCCUCUCUAUGGUGUGGACUCCAGUGUUUUAAGUGCAAACAAAGGGCAUUGGAUCAAGACUGAUGCAGAGUACUUGGUGUUGGAGCUUUAGGGGAAGAAGAAGAUGACCACAAAGGAUCAGAAUGGUGACCACCUGAAGUCUUCUUUUCCAAACGGUUAAACGAUAGCGAUAGCGAUAUCAAUAUUGUUCGUGUCGUUGUGUUUAAGUGUGAUACCGAAACUCUAAGUUGGUUUGUCUUUUGUUGUAAGCUUCUACAAAUGCUAGAGUCAUUUGCAAUUUCCACUCUGAAAUGGUUAAGUGUUCUGUUUCCUGUUCAUGUACAGUCUAGUACAUUACGAACAGAAAAUGAAGUUCUUCUCUGAAUAAACAAACCCUUUUGAAUAUCAU